CUGUCAAAAUUGCCAUUACAUGCAUAUUAAGGCACUUUUUGUAGGGUAUGCACCCCACAGGCUUAGGUGAGCAUACAUAACUUGGUUCAAAAGUAAAAGACUGAAAUAAAAGGAGAAAUAUCAGACAUUUGAUGUGAUUCCAGCUCUUUUUCUCACUCUUCUCAUGCUAGCGGUAGAGGAGAGGAAAAUGCCAUUAGAAGAUGGGGAAUCAGAAAUAACCUGCCUCAGGAGAGAACUUGAAGCUUCUUUGGCAACGAAUGGUUCACUGGAGAAAGAAAAUCAGGAGUUAAGACAGGAAGUAAGCCGUCUAAAAGCACAAAUCACUUCUCUCAAAGCACAUGAUAAUGAGAGAAAAUCUAUACUGUGGAAGAAGCUACAGAACUCUAUUGAAAGCGGUGAUCCAGACUCGUCUCAACUGAAAUCAUCAGAUAUUGUGAAGCCACCAGUGCUGAAAUCAUCAGAUAUUCAAGAAUUUGCAACCUGGAAGGAAAUACCACUAAAAGCACCAAAACCACCACCAGGGCCUGCUGCCAUUAUCUUCCCUUCACCCAAGGAAGUGAAUGGCAACAAAAUUGAAGUGAAUGGUAAGAAAAUUAAAGCACCAGCACCACCGCCUCCACCAUUGCCAUCAAAGUUGUUAGCUGGUUCUAGAUCAGUGCGACGUGUGCCAGAAGUUGUGGAGUUGUAUCGUUCACUUAUGAGAAAAGAUGGCCAGUUAGAGAACAAAACAAAUCCUGCAACAACUCCAACAGUUGCAUUUAGUAAGAUCAUGAUAGGAGAAAUUGAGAAUCGCUCAAGUUAUGUUUCAGCUAUAAAAUCAGAUGUACAGAAACAGAAGGCAUUCAUCAACUUCUUGAUCAAAGAAGUAGAAUCUCUAGCCUGUAAAGAGAUAUCUGAUGUAGAAUUAUUUGUGAAAUGGCUAGAUCAGGAAUUAUCCUCCCUGGUUGAUGAAAGGGCAGUUCUGAAGCAUUUCCCACAAUGGCCAGAGAGGAAAGCAGAUGCUCUGCGCGAAGCUGCUUUCAGCUACCGAGACCUAAGGAGCCUUGAAUCUGAGGUCUCCUCGUUUGAGGCCAACCCAAAAGACUCUCUAACUCAGGCUCUCAGAAGGAUGCAAACAUUGCAAGACAGUUUGGAGCAAAGUGUCAGCAGAACUGAAAGGAUGAGAGAAAGUAGCGGUAAGAGAUACAGGGAUUUCCAUAUCCCAUGUGAAUGGAUGCUAGAUACAGGAAUCAUUGGCCAGCUGAAACUAAGUUCGUUGCGAUUAGCCAAGGAAUACAUGAAAAGAAUAACCAAAGCACUGAGCUCUAAUCAGUGCUCACAGGAAGAUAACCUCUUGCUUCAGGGAGUUCGAUUUUCAUAUAGAAUACACCAGUUUGCAGGUGGAUUUGAUGCUGAGGCCAUACAUGCAUUUGAAGAUCUAAAGAAAAUCAGCAUGAAUUUUCAUAUAAGCAAUUAGCUAGGCAUGCUCAAAUGUGAUCUUGGUCAUAGAUAUACAUACCUUUUAGAAGAGAUGUAUCUAAACAAAUCCUCAUCAAGAGCUUCAACAUUGAGAAGAAGGCUUGAACCAGGGCCUUCGGGUCUAAUAAUUCUUCUCCAAGCCA
Molecule: messenger RNA, 1601 nt
Organism: Rubroshorea leprosula
Lineage: Eukaryota; Viridiplantae; Streptophyta; Magnoliopsida; Malvales; Dipterocarpaceae
Source: the annotation of a GenBank genome assembly